This is a messenger RNA of Mycena indigotica, 417 nucleotides long. Its product is annotated as RRM domain-containing protein. Lineage: Eukaryota; Fungi; Basidiomycota; Agaricomycetes; Agaricales; Mycenaceae. The record is from RefSeq and is a predicted model, not a curated record. Gene Ontology annotation, molecular function: RNA binding. The transcript is spliced from 8 exons. Bases 1 to 417 code for a protein of 138 amino acids.
AUGAGCAAGUUAUACGUCGGGUGCGCAAAAAAAAAAAAGAUCAGAUCUGGGACACAACGUCUAACUUGUUUUGUUGUUUCUUUUGUCAGGAAUUUGAGCUGGAACACGACCGAGGAUGCGCUAUACAACACGUUCGGAGAGUAUGGUCAAGUCACCGAUGCCAUCCACAUGAAGGACCGCGAGACUGGCCGCUACCGUGGCUUUGGCUUCGUUACAUUCAGCACCGCUGAUGAGGCCCACAACGCCAUCGCUGGCCUGAACGAUCAAGAAAUUGACGGUCGUCGAAUUCGCGUCAGCCUUGCUAACGAUCGACCUGAACGUGGUGGAGGAGGCGGAGGCGGAGGCGGAUACCGUGGAGGUCGUGGAGGAGGUCGUGGAGGCUUCCGCAGUGACGGCGGGUCUGGCGGUGGAUGGUGA